Molecule: messenger RNA, 312 nt
Organism: Tetrahymena thermophila SB210
Lineage: Eukaryota; Ciliophora; Oligohymenophorea; Hymenostomatida; Tetrahymenidae
Exons: 1
Source: RefSeq, a predicted model, not a curated record
AUGGAAUAUAUCUUCACUAAAUUAAUUAGGAAAUAAAGCAUGGCCGCGCCUAUGAAUUCUUUUGUAAUGGAGAUAGCUUUGUAGGUUACUACUAAAAUAACAAACGUACAGGAGUUGGUAGAUAUAUUUUUAGUAAUGGUGAUUACUAUGAAGGAGACUUCUACAAUAAUCAAAUAAAUGGAAAUGGCAUUAUGUUUUAUUCAAAUAGUGAGAGAUACAUUGGAUAAUUUAAGAAUGAUAAGAAGUGGGGUUAUGGAUAAUACUACUACAAAAAUGGUGAUAUUUAUUCAGGAAUGUGGAAAGAUGAUAUGA